AUGGAUCAAGCUCAAUCAAAACUAAUAUCGGAGAAGAAAAAGGAGGGGCAGGCUGAAGCCCCAAGAAUUCAAGUCAGCGAUGGUAAUCUAUCAAAUGGUAAUACGCAAACUAACGUGAUCAAUGGUAAGGUUGAACCAACCGAGAAAGAAGAAGAGAAACCGGAAUUUAUUAGAAUUAGAGACAACACUACCUUCUCGUGGAAUAAUGUGGGGUCUUGGACAAUUGUUUCAGCAAAGGACAAGCAAGCCAUUUUAAAAAACUCCAAAAAAGUAGAAACCUAUAUAAUUGACCAUUAUGUUGUUGAUUGGUAUUGGAAUUGUUCUUUGAUGAUAGGUACUUGUUUCUUUGCUUGGUUUGUAGCUCGAUGGGGUGGUGGAAUACUAUCACUUGGAUUAGUCUUAUUAUUUACCAAUUCGGUUUAUCGAGCUGAAUUUAGAAGAUUCAAUCGUAAUGUCAGGGAUGAUAUCGCCAGAAAAUUAGCAAUCAAUAGAUUAUCAAAUGAACUGGAAACCAUGGAAUGGAUGAAUGCAUUCUUAGCCAAGGUUUGGAAUAUUUAUAUGCCUGCCAUGUCUGAAAUUGUCAUGUUUCAAGCAAAUGAAAUUUUAAAAGACCAAGCACCAGGAUUUGGAAUUGAAAAAUUAACAUUAGAUGAAUUUACUCUUGGUUCAAAAGCUCCGACUAUUGAUUCCGUUACGUCUUAUACCAAGAAGGGUAAAAAUAUUAUUGAAAUGGAUUGGGCCUUUUCAUUCACUCCAAAUGAUACUGACAACAUGACUAAAAAUGAAAUCAAAAAGAAAGUUGAUCCAAAAGUUGCCCUUGGGGUUACUGUUGGGAAGAAAUUCAUUUCCAAAUCAUUACCAAUUUUAGUUGAAGAUAUGGCCAUGACUGGUAGAAUGAAGGUUAAAUUGAGACUUACGGAGACUUUCCCUCACGUCAAGAUAUUUUCGUUCCAAUUUUUAGAAGCUCCAGUUAUUGAUUAUGCUUUAAAGCCAGUUGGUGGUGAUACUUUUGGUAUUGAUAUUAUGUCAUUUAUUCCAGGAUUGUCGAAAUUUGUUAACGGUAUUAUUCAUGCGACUUUGAGACCAAUGUUUUAUGCACCAAAUCAUUAUGAUUUAGACAUUGAAGAGUUAUUGUCUUGGAACUCAUUCAAUGCAGUUGGUGUUGUGGCAGUCACCAUUAAACGUGCAAGUAAAUUAAAGACAGGUAAUCCAACUAAACCAAACAGUAUCAAUCCUUAUGUUCAAAUAGGCGUAGCUAACAAUGCUGCAAUCGAUGAAGUAACGAAAACUAAGAAGUUAAUUAAUGAUCCAAUAUUUAUGGAAACUAAGUAUAUCUUGAUUAAUCAAUUAGAAGGAAAUUUCUUGAAAUUUAAUGUUUUCCAUUUACUUGAAGAUAAAGCCGAUGAUCAAAUAAUAGGAACAUGUGAAUUUCCAUUAGGUGAAUUAUUGCAAAAUCAACUGCAAAUGGAUAUAAACAAAUCAAUCACUCAAAGUGGUAAAGUUGUCGGUAAAUUGAAUUUUGAUAUUAAAUAUUUCCCAACCAUGACACCAAUUGUUUAUGAAGAUGGAUCCAAAGAAACUAUUACUGAUGCAGAAGUUGGUCUUAUGAAGCUCACAUUACAUGAAGCUCGUGAUUUAGAUAUUUCCAAAUCAGUUAUCGGUAUAUUAAACCCAUUUGCUGAAAUCUAUGUUAAUAACGAAUUAGCUAAAAGUUGUCGUCAUUUAAGAGAUACCAAUGAACCAUCCUGGGAAGAAUCAUUCGAAUCUCUUAUAACUCAACAAUCAGAAACUGAAAUUCAAGUCUUGGUUAGAGAUUCGGUCGACAAUAAAGUCGUGGCAAAUUUACAAGUCAAUUUACAAGAUGUAGUUUUUGAAAGUUCUCGUGGACAGGAAUGGUUUGAAUGUCAACCUGUUGGUCCUGAUUUACCUACCCCAAAAAUCAGGCUUGCUGCCAAUUGGAAACCAUUAGCAAUUGACGAGGAUUCUGGUGUCAAGACUCACAACAAUGCAUCUAUUGGUGGUAUGAGAUUACAUAUCAGAGGAGCUAAAGAUCUUAAGAACUUGGAAGCUGUCGGGUAUGUUGAUCCUUAUGUUAAGGUUCUUUUGAAUGGUCAAUUGAGAGCCAAGACUGUUACCUUUGCUGAUACGGUUAAUCCAGUUUGGAAUUCGGUUUAUUUCUUACCAGUUGCCAAUGAACAUCAGCAUUAUUUGUUACAAAUUAUGGAUGCUGAGCCUGAAGGAAAAGAUAGAUCGUUGGGUACUGCUGCAAUUAAUAUUCAAGAUUUCUUGACUAAAGAUAAAGAUGGAUAUUGGAUGGAUUUUGAUGGGGCUGACAAGAUUAUCGAACAACCUGUUUUAUUCAACAAGGAAACUAUUGGGACCAUCUAUUAUUCAGUUUCAUUCUUUUCUACCAUUCCAGCAUAUUCAUUAUCACAGCUUAUACAUAAGGAUGAAUACUUACAACAUCUCGAAGAGCAGAGACAGCGUGAUAGAGAAAGACAAGAAAAGGAAGAAAAGAUGUACAAGGAAACUCCUGAUGAAUUUGAAUGGAUGGAGCUUACUGACGAUCAAGCCAAUGUUGCACCUAAGGUUGAAAUCAAAUUGGAAGAGGCAAUUAAACAUCGUGCCGGGAAUAUGGUUGUUCAUUUAAUAAGUGGACGUUUUACUAAGUCGGAUGUAUUUGUACAUACCUUAUUUGAUGAUCAUUCCUAUCCUUCUGGCGUUUCUCCAAGAUCCGAUGGAAAGAUAUUACGUACAAUAUCUAGUGGAGAGACAUUUAUACGUGACUUGCCUAAUUCCUUAUUAGUCUUCCGUAUUGCAAAGACUGUCGAGGUUACCAAUGCGAAAGACGUGUAUGCGGAAAAAGUAUUCAACACGCUUGACAUCUACAAAAAAUCAUUCAGCAAACCAAUCAAACUUGAUCUUGGUGACGGAAAUUCCAUUCAAGUUAGAUUGGAAUUCAUUCCAUCUUUAGCCCAAUUAGCACCAUUAGAUACAGUUCUUGACGUCGGUAAGAUCAACAUGCAAAUCAUUGGAGCUCGUAACUUAAAGGCAGUCGAUUCCAACGGUAAAUCCGAUCCAUUAUGUGUUAUUAAACUCGAUGGUGUUGAAAUUCAUAGGACAGACAAGAAGAGGAAGUCAUUAGAUCCAGAAUGGAAUGAAUCUAUAGAAUUCCCAAUGAAAUCUCGUUCUCGUCAAGUCUUGCUCGUGGAAGUUUAUGAUUGGGAUUUGACUCAUGAUGAUGAAUUACUUGGGGUUGGUAAUCUUGAUAUUUCAAGAAUUCUGCCAUUGACUGCAACUCCGGCUUCUGUUAAAUUGGAUACUCAAGGUGAAGUAGUACUCCGUAUUACUUUUACACCUGAAUAUAUUAGACCUCCAUUGAUUUCUGACUCGUUGUCUGUUCUCGAUUUGGCCUUGCUUGGUGAUACUGGUUUGAAGGCGGCAGAAGAUGUUGUUGGCGCUGUCGGAUCUGGUGUAGGCAUGGCGACUGAUGUUGUCGGAGGAGGUGUUGGUACUGCAACCAGUGUUAUUGGUGGAGGUGUAGAUGCUGUUGGUGAGGGUCUCGACCGUGCUACCAGUUUCAUUAAGGGUUUUAGGAAGCCAAGAAAGAGCAAAAGCAAGGAUGAUGGCGGAUCGAUUAGUUCAGGAAGUUCCAAUGGUAAUAACGGGUCUGCUGGUUCCGGCACUGGUAAGAUUCGUCGAGAAAGUUCUGGUCCUAUGUCAAAGAAUACUCUUGAUUUGACUAAAGAUGAAGCAGAAUUAAGAAUAGAACAAGAAGGAACUGUUGGUGGAAAGCAAGCAAAGCCCAAUGUUCGCGAAGCAGAUUUACCAUCACCACAAAGACUUGGUGUGCCGCAACACAAUAGAGGUAGCAUUGAUGUUGCUUCCAGUGUGUUUGCGGCUAGUAUAAAUGGACCAGAAGCUGCUCCUGGUAGAAUUACAGUUGUGUCUGCCAGUGGCUUUGAAACUGAUGAUCCAGUUGUUGUUAAGGUUACAUUGAAGACUUCUACCAAAGAAAAGCAAUUGAUAAAGACAAAGCAUAAAAAGCUUGACAAAGAAAAGAAGAAUUAUCAUUGGGAUGAAAGUGUCUCCUUUAGAUCUUCUGCUGCUGGUGAAAUUAUCUUUGACGUUAAAGAACAUCAUACUUUUGGUAAGGACGUUUCAUUGGGAAAGACAUCAAUUAUCUUAUCGGAAUACGUCAACGUUAGCGAGAAUGUUACCUUAAAUGCUGGUAAUGGAGAAGUAGUUGUUAAUAUAAAAUACUUUUCGUAA
Messenger RNA from Hemisphaericaspora subhashii, 4272 nucleotides. RefSeq lists its product as uncharacterized. The record is from RefSeq and is a predicted model, not a curated record. Lineage: Eukaryota; Fungi; Ascomycota; Pichiomycetes; Serinales; Debaryomycetaceae. Gene Ontology annotation, molecular function: lipid binding. The transcript is spliced from 2 exons. Bases 1 to 4272 code for a protein of 1423 amino acids.